CUUUAUUUUUCAAGUCAUUUAUUUGAUUUGAUUUAAUAUUUAAUAAUAUAUUUGUAUUUAAAGAUAAGUUUUAAUACAAUUUUAUGAUUUCAACAAAAUGUGGACUAAAUUAUCAAAUGAAUUGAAUGAUGUCAUGACUGAAGAAGUGGAUGUCAAACAAUUAAGUGAUGAAUUUGACCGAAAAAGUCGAGAGCUGACAGAUAUAGUCAAAGAUACCAAACGUUUUAAUAAAGAAAAGUUAAAACACGAGACUGAGAUAAAGGCCGUCGAAAUGGCCAUCACUAAGGCUGAGACUAAUAUAUCAAAAGCCGAAGACAAGUGCAGUCGUGUUCAACAAUACAUCGAAAAGAUGACCAAAAAGUCUGAUGAAAACAAAGAAAAUGUUGAAAAUGUUAUGAAUAUCUGGAAUACAGUUGGAUUAAGAAUGGAAAAACACGACAAAGUCUAUACCAUUAAGUUUAAUAAAAUAUCAGACUCUGAACCAAACAAAUGGUUUACAGUUAAGAUGAGUGUCGAUAGCGACCAAAUCAAAGUUGUUGAUUGCGAUCCCGAGGACUCUUUGCAACCCAUGGUUAUUGAGAAGGAGUUUGGAAGCAGAGGUCAUACCAAACCUGAUUUAAGACAUUUUAUUGCUUUUGUUCGCAAUAUCCUUAAAAAUAAAUACUCAAAAUAA
Molecule: messenger RNA, 673 nt
Organism: Oppia nitens
Lineage: Eukaryota; Metazoa; Arthropoda; Arachnida; Sarcoptiformes; Oppiidae
Exons: 4
Coding region: 98-673 (191 amino acids)
Biological process (GO): chromosome segregation
Cellular component (GO): Ndc80 complex
Source: RefSeq, a predicted model, not a curated record